UGAGCUGCAGUGGUUGUGUGAAUGAAGCCUGAGGUGUGGGGGUGAUGCUGCACUGUGGCACACUCUGAAGUUGUGGACUGUUUAAGUGUCACCGGGACAUGUUGGAUGGCAGGGGACUAUUUACUGCACAUGAUCCGACCCCCAGUUUGGUGAGUGAAGAUGAUUCCUGUGCUGAUCUGCGCUCUGAUCUCACUGAGUGUAGCAGACAACGACUUAAACACCCUGUACCCUGAACUGGAGCUCUCGAGAACCAUCUAUGUCGUAGAGAAUGGCCCUCAACUCUCAGUGGUGGCAGAACAAUCAAAGGUGGUGUCCCGGCGGGGGGGGAACGCUACUUUACCAUGCAAGAUCCAAAGGGACCAGUCGCUGGCACCCAGUCGGAAGAUGAGGAUCAAGUGGACCAAGCUGACCUCAGACUACCUGAAAGAGGUGGAUGUUUUUGUAGCAAUGGAUCAUCACAAAAGGAGUUACGGCAGUUUCCACGGACGUGUCCACCUACAAGGCUCCUCUCCUCUGGGCUCCCUGGUCAUCACAGAAAUCACCCUGGAGGAUUAUGGGAAAUAUAAAUGUGAAGUUAUUGAUGGGCUUGAAGACGGAACAGUGGUGGUGUCUCUUGACCUUGAAGGUGUUAUCUUCCCCUACUACCCGCGCCUGGGUCGUUACAACCUCAAUUUCUACAACGCUGAGAAGGCAUGUCGUGACCAGGACGCCAUCAUAGCGUCCUUUGACCAGCUGUAUGAUGCGUGGCGAGGAGGGAUGGACUGGUGCAACGCUGGCUGGCUGAGUGACGGCACGGUCCAGUAUCCCAUCACCACCCCCAGAGAACCCUGCGGAGGCAAGAACACAGUGCCGGGCAUUCGCAACUAUGGCCUGAGAGACAAAGAGAAGAACCAGUACGAUGUGUUCUGCUUCACCUCCCACUACAAAGGUCGGUUCUACUACCUGAUCCACCCCUCUAAGUUAACAUAUAACGAGGCGGUCGAGGCGUGUGAAAAAGACGGUGCUCAAAUUGCCAAGGUCGGCCAGAUGUACGUCGCCUGGAAGCUGUUGGGCUUUGACCGCUGCGACGCCGGCUGGUUGGCUGACGGCAGCGUCCGCUAUCCCAUCUCCCGCCCCCGCCGGCGCUGCAGUCCCACAGAGGCUGCUGUGAGGUUCAGCGGCUUCCCCGACAAGAAGCAUAAGCUGUACGGCGUCUACUGCUUCAAGGGCCGCAACUGAGCUGCAAACACACACAUACACACACAUAAGCAUGCACACACACACACUUAUACACUAGUGAACACACUAGCGAAGUGAAAAAGAGACAGAGGAACAAACACAUUCAAAAUGUGAUGCUUUAUGUCAUGGAAACCUUAAGACAUUGUUGUCAGACAGUCAUGUUGUUGCUUUGUAAUCUAGGACCUGAUACUCUACGAGGGAUAGUUUACACAUAUUUAAGGUUCAUAUUAUUUAAUCAAUGCCUUUGAAGGGGGUGGGUGGGUUAUUUUGGGGGGUGGGGGAUGGAGGAUAUCACAACUACAGCCAUACUGUCAUUCAAGAACGGACUAGGCCUGUCAUAUAACAAAGAACAGCCUGAACUGAGUUUAACAGCAUAACAACUCGUGGUUGGACGGAUACUUUGGGCACUUAUCUUGUCUUAUUCAGGACCUGGAACAACAAGAAACCAUGAUGAAAACACACGAAAAGAAAGCAAGUUUAAAUCCUGUGAUACCUGUCAGGUAGGAAUACAAGCCUAGCACAACUAAAACCGAUUUUUGCUGUCCAUACUUAACAAGGUGCUACGACUGGUACUUUGUACUUCAUCUUACUGUCUAGUAUUUUAUGUUUUUAUACAGAUGUGUUGGACCAAACAUCAGACUCAUCACUAAAAUGAAUAAGGAAAAGCAACUUCCAACUGUUAGCAUUGUUUAUGUUUUCUAAGUAGAAAUGUUAUUAUGUAGAAAUGUAUUUCUGUUUACGACAAUUUUUUGAUAUACUAUAGAAAUAUUUACAUUAUUAUUUUUUGUCUUUUUUGGCCAAACUAUCCAAGUCUCUUUGGUUUACAUAUAGCAUAACAUAAUGACAGUGGAAAAAAUAAUACAGAACUCCACAAUACUAAAAAAAAGGUAUGAAUUUUGCACUGCACAUAUAGAAGAUGCCUAAAGUUGGAGGAGACAAGGCAAACAGUAGUUCAGCAAUAGAAAAUGCCUGGCAUAAAUAAAAACAGCGAUGUGCUGCAGAGUCACUGCACAAGCUCGGUUUUACAGUGAAGUAGACCUUUGUGGCUGUAUCUCUAUGUUUGGCUUGAUCUUAGACUUCAGAGCAUGACUUGGCUUCUGCAGGCACACAGCAAAGCAGUGUAGAUCUACACUAACUGCCUAUGUAGCGCCUUGAUAAACUGCUAUUUUUGAUACAAAUACUGUAGUUUCUUAUAGUGAAUGAGCAGAGCCACGGCUCCAUGACUCUGUCUCAGGUGGUUCCCUACGCAAACCUUUCAGGAGAAGUCGAAAAACUUUACAAUUAUUUUUUAAACCUCUUGUUAUCCAGCAGUGGUAGUGGCCACCGCAGUGUGUGGAAGCUUUGGAAACAAUUGGUCAGUGGUAAAAAAUAUUUGUUGACAAGGAAACAAAAUUAAUGCGAAAUAAAAGCUUUGAAAACAAAACUAUGACAAAAGGUAUCACAAUAUUCGUCAGAGAAUAAAAUCUCAACAAUAAGUAGAAAUACGGGCCUUUAUUAAUUAAUAUUUUAAUGCUCACACACGAUAGCUCCACCGAACAACUAUGGAAGAUGUGUUAGCUGCUUUACCUUUCGCACUAAAAAGCAGUGAUGUUACUUAAGAUGAACAAGUUUACGGAGGAAAGAUUUUACAGAAUUAUGGACAUAUUUAUCCACAGGAUGGGCUACUGGUAGGAAUGAGUGCAAGAUUAAUCGGCUAAAUCUUCCUCUAGAUGUUCACUCAAGAAAAAAAUACGUUGAUCUGACAUUUUAGCUGCUCGUCUAAAGCUGAUGUAGACAAGAAAGUGAGCGACUCUAAUCAGACAGUCCAGAGUUGUAUGUCGACUGUAUUCUGAUGGAGACUGCAGAGAGCAACAUUGUGUGCGUAAACCAUUACAGUCUGCUUCAAACAGCGCCUAUAUAUCACUACGUAGCAAAGAUCGCGACAGCUGUAGCCUCAUGGUUGGUUCAGUCAAAAAGCGUUUCUGUUUUUUGCCCCAAACAGCUAAUGUGCCAACUGUACAGAAGUUAGCUGUAAGCUAGCUUGCACUGAUUGUAUCUGUCGGAGUGUGAACUCAGCAGAAACUCCGGUUCUUUCUGUUAUUUCCCUUCAGUCUCUCUGCAUUUUCCUUUCGUCUCUGGACGUUUAUGAAGCAGAAAGCUCUGCGAUUAGUUGAAGUGUAAGGGGAGUUGAAACAUUUUGAAUUGGCGUCUUCGCCUUGUCAAUUUUUUCUGUACAAUCUAAAAAGUUCUGUCUGAACCUUUAUGCAGUCUAUGGUCUGAACCCACCGUCAGGAUGUCCAGAAGACAUAAAAAUUAGGAAGCGAUGAUGAAAGUGAGACACAAAGUUAUCACUCUAUAUCUAAAAUAUCUUUAGUAUUUGUUGCCUAAAACCAAGAAUAAUCAAAUAACUAAACUCUGACUAAAACAUAUGUAGAUUUUCGGCAGUCGAGAUCAUGAAAAUGCCACUUCUGGAUAACACGUAACAGAUAAGACGUUGAUUUCUCCCGUGAGGUUUGUGUACAGAUUGCUGAGGUCACAAAUGGGACUAAGCCAGGCCCUGAGUGAGCACGGUUUUUCCUGGCAGUGACUGGCUCCCUGAUUGCUAUCUAAGCUCUGCAGGACUAAGCUCUGAACCGGCCGACCUGCCUUGGACCCAGCGGGCCUGCAGCCAACCUGCUGAAUGAGACAGAAAUACAAUACAAUACAAAAUACUGAUAAUUCCUGCGCGGAGGCACUAAGGGCUUCUUCAUGUAAGGGUCUCAGAGUAAAUGGUGCACAUUGAUCAAGUGUAAGCUCACUGCGUACAGUCUCCACUGGUUGAGGUCACCCACCGGAGCCUGGUGCACGGUUAGCUUUACUUGGCUCCACGUUUGACAAGCCACUUAACAAUCAAGAGUCCUGCUACAUUUAUCACUGAAGAACUGCUGGACAGACUCAUAAAAAUAGCUUUCUGUAAUGAUUAGCUUUAGGCAAUGUGGCAAAUAAAAAUGGGGAUUUUACAGAACAUCAGCUGUGAUAUAAACACUUACUGAAGAGUCUUCUGCAGUGUUGCAAACCUAAAAGAUUUCUUCUUUUUAACUUGUAUUAUUUGUUUGUUAAAGGAAUAGUUUGAUAUUUUGUGCUGUGCAACCUUUCAGAAAGACUGAAGAAGUCACUGCCUAUUGUAAGCGCUCAAUUCCCCUACAUUUCUCUGUGUACGGAUUAAAGACAUGAGAAAGUGUUUAUUAGGGAAACUUAGAGAUGCAGAUUGACACUCCUCUCAUAUCUGUCCGUUAAAUAUAAGGCUACAGCCAGCAGCCGAUUAGCUCAGCUCGGCUCUGUCUACUGGUAACACAAUCCAUGUAAAGCUCACUAAUUAUGGUUGGAGGAUUUUUAAAAUUUCAUAUUUAGCAGACAUGAGACGUUUGAAGCUUCUCAUCUAAAUGUCAAAGCGAUAUUUUCCCAAAAUGUCAAACUAUUCCUUUGAAGUUAAAGACACCUCAAAUCUGUUGCCUUUUAUUUUGUGUAUAAUCUGAGGAACUUUGCCGAUCAGGAGCCUUGUUAACCGCAACAUACAAGGAAACCUUGAGGACCCAAAGACAAAAGGACAAUAAAACAAAAGUACAUAAACCAUGA
Micropterus salmoides (largemouth bass) is the source of this 4812-nucleotide messenger RNA. RefSeq names its product hyaluronan and proteoglycan link protein 1-like. Gene Ontology annotation, biological process: cell adhesion. Gene Ontology annotation, molecular function: hyaluronic acid binding. NCBI's taxonomy places the organism in Eukaryota, Metazoa, Chordata, Actinopteri, Centrarchiformes, Centrarchidae. The record is from RefSeq and is a predicted model, not a curated record.